AUGUGGUCGACAAUCGUAUUUCUGGCUGCGGCCGUCGGCGCCUCAGCGUUCAACUUUACGACGACCACACCAACACAAUGUCAGGACUGGACGAUCACGUGGGAUGGCGGAACAGCACCGUUCUACAUGCUCAUUGUUCCGGCGGUUACUAUUACCUAUGGCCGAAUCCAAAACAUCUCGCUCCCAGUCUCUGGCAGCCCGCCCUACAGUUACACGUUCAAGCUCGAGCAGCCCACCGGCCUCGAGUUUGCGGUGGUGCUCUCGGACGCAACGGGAUGGGGCACUGGUGGUGCAAGCGACAUCCAACGUGUCCAGAUCUCGCAGGACCCGGCGUGCCUCAGCGCACUGGCCCUCGCAGACUUCUUCUUCUGGACCGAGCCGGUCGACCUCCCACAUCAAUGUAGCUCGAUGCGCGUCGCCUGGAACACGCAGAACAUCACGUACCCUUUGGGAUUACACGGGUUUGUACCAGGCGGCAGCACUUGGGACAUCCCCGUCCCGCAAGACCGACAGCUCUCCUCGGCAAAUUGGACCGUUGACAUGGAAUCUGGCACGCGGUUCCUCCUCCUAAUGACCGACGCCGGGAAAUACGGGACGGGCGGCAGCACUACGCCCAUUACAGUGCAGUUUAGCGGUAACAGCACGUGCAUGGGCCCCGACAGUCCACGAGUGACCAGCAAGCCAACGCAGACGCCGUCCGCGACGCCCUCAGCGUCGCCGUCUCCCAGUGCCGGAGGUGGUGGCUCUAACGUCGGUGCGAUUGUGGGCGGUGUCGUUGGUGGCAUCGUAGGCCUCAUUCUUGUUCUCACGGCACUGUGGUUGUUCUGCCGCCGGCGCAAGCGCAGUAGUACCGAGAACGGAGCAAUGCGCACGAGCGGCCAUGAACGCAGCGGACGCCGCCCCCACUCGGGUUUCGAAAUCGACGUCUUCGAGGGACCGUAUUCAGACGAUGCGAGAUCCGAAGCCGACCACGCUGAGGCGGACCCUCACAUGACGCCCUACACGUACGACACCCCGAACCGUAACAGCAUGCUGUCGACCGAGAGCAGCGGUUCGCAACCUCUACCGCUCCAGCCCAGCAGUGGUGCGAGCCGGCCGCGUCAGGUCGGCGAGAAGGGCAUGUUGGCUCUCAGUCGCGGGGCGAAUGUGGGGCCUCCUUUGAGCGAAUCGAGCGGUGGCACACGCGGCCGCCGCUUUGAGGAUCUCCAGACUGUAUCCGAAAUGGCGAUUGACAGCGCCAAUUCGGGGCGCCCAGUCGAUCGCGAGGCGCUCCUCGCGUUCCUCGACCCACCACCUUUGUACACUUCCAACCCCGACGAGGCGGGCGACCGGACGUCGCGGGCUUCAGGCUCGACAGACGUGCGGCCCUCAUCCAUGGCCGGACCUGGGUCCCCGCAGUCACGUCCUUCCGAGGAGCCCGCACGGCCCAACCGCCCUGAUGGACAGUAA
This is a messenger RNA of Cutaneotrichosporon cavernicola, 1449 nucleotides long. RefSeq lists its product as uncharacterized. The transcript is spliced from 5 exons. Bases 1 to 1449 code for a protein of 482 amino acids. The record is from RefSeq and is a predicted model, not a curated record. Lineage: Eukaryota; Fungi; Basidiomycota; Tremellomycetes; Trichosporonales; Trichosporonaceae.